Messenger RNA from Coccinella septempunctata (seven-spotted ladybird), 2303 nucleotides. It is a transcript of the gene Mccc1, whose product is annotated as methylcrotonoyl-CoA carboxylase subunit alpha, mitochondrial. The record is from RefSeq and is a predicted model, not a curated record. Gene Ontology annotation, cellular component: mitochondrion. The transcript is spliced from 10 exons. The coding region runs from base 165 to 2252 and encodes 695 amino acids. NCBI's taxonomy places the organism in Eukaryota, Metazoa, Arthropoda, Insecta, Coleoptera, Coccinellidae. Gene Ontology annotation, molecular function: methylcrotonoyl-CoA carboxylase activity; ATP binding; metal ion binding.
AUUAUCAUUACAGUUUCUGUGGGAUAAAAGGAGCGUCGACAAAUGAUUAAGCUGUUUCGUCACGAGUGCGAUAAUGGGAGUUAUCUCAUGUAGAUAAUAUUUCCAUUCAAAAUAAAUAAUCUUCAGUAUUCUAACAUAUUUCUCAGUAAUUCUAGUGUAUCCAAAUGUGGCAGAAAAUCACCAAGUUAGGACUUACUAGGAUAACCCUAGCUAGAAGAUGGAAAAGUCACGCAGUAAGAAAAGUCGACAAGCUUCUUAUAGCAAACAGGGGUGAGAUAGCAUGUAGGAUAAUGAAAACAGCUAAACGUCUUGGCGUUAGAACAGUUGCAGUUUUCAGCGAAGCAGACAAGAAAUCGUUACACGUAGAAAUGGCAGACGAGGCAUACAACAUUGGGCCACCACCAAGUGCACAAAGCUACUUGAGGGGAGAUUACAUCAUAGAAGUAGCUAAAAGAUCCAAAUGCUCUGCUAUUCAUCCAGGUUAUGGUUUUCUUUCUGAAAAUGUUGAAUUCGCGGGAAGUUGCGAAAAAAAUAACAUCAUAUUUGUCGGACCACCAGCGUCGGCCAUAAGAGAUAUGGGAAUAAAAAGUACAUCUAAGGCAAUCAUGUCAAGAGCUGGAGUACCUGUGAUAGGGGGAUAUCAUGGCGAAGAUCAAAGUUUAGAGACUUUGUCAAAAGAAGCCAGUAAAAUUGGGUUCCCAGUUAUGAUAAAAGCAGUGAGAGGUGGAGGUGGCAAAGGCAUGAGAAUCGCUCUAACUGAGUCCGAAUUCGAGGAGGCGUUGGAAUCGGCAAAAACUGAAUCGCAAAAAUCCUUUGGCGAUUCCGUUGUACUCCUCGAAAAGUUUAUACAGGAACCGAGACAUGUGGAGGUGCAAGUUUUUGCUGACAAAUACGGCAACGCUGUACAUUUGUUCGAGAGAGACUGUUCGGUACAAAGGAGACAUCAGAAAAUUAUAGAGGAAGCGCCAGCACCAGGAGUUACCAAGAAGCUCAGGAAUGAUUUGGGAAAAGCUGCAGUUCAGGCUGCCAAAGCUGUAGGUUACGUUGGUGCUGGCACAGUAGAAUUCAUCUUGGAUAGGAACACUCACAAUUUUCAUUUUAUGGAGAUGAAUACCAGGCUACAAGUUGAACAUCCCAUUACAGAAAUGAUUACUGGUACUGAUCUAGUUGAAUGGCAGCUGAGGGUAGCGUCAGGUGAGGAGCUUCCUCUUGCUCAAGAUCAAAUAAAACUUAUGGGACACGCUUUUGAGGCCAGAAUCUACGCAGAAAAUCCGAGGGAAGGUUUCCUUCCAGGAGCUGGAAACCUAAAAUAUCUUGUUCCUCCACAGGAGUCUGAACAUAUACGUAUUGAAACAGGGGUAAGACAAGGUGACGAUGUAUCAGUAUUUUACGACCCAAUGAUUGCAAAAUUGGUAGUCUGGGGAGAAGAUAGAUCCAUAGCCCUGGCAAGAUUACGAAAAAAUCUUUUGGAAUACAAUAUUGCUGGUCUAGAGACUAAUGUUAACUUCUUACUCGAACUAACCAACCACAAAGAAUUCAAAAAGGGUCAUGUUCACACCAAUUUCAUCAGAGAUUAUCACGACAGUUUGUUUCCAAUGGUGAAUACAACGGAAAAUGAAAAGAUUCAGGCAGCCUUGGCGACAAUCCUGUUUGAAAGAAAAGUAAAUGAAGGAAGAUCGACGAAAAACCCAUUUGUCUUGGAGUCAAAUUUCAGGGUGAAUCAUUAUCACGUUCGAAAUUUAUCGAUUGUUUUUGACAAAGAAGAAAUACCGGUACAGGUGAAAUUUAUAGGAAGAAAUAAUUUUGAAGUUUCCUUAAAUGAUGGGAUGACUUGGCAUACCGUCUCUGCCGAUCUGAAGAAAAUGAAUGCAAAAACGUUACUGACUACCACAAUAGAUGAUUUAAAAUCAGCUUGCUCUGUCUUUCACUACGAAAAUAAAGUUAUACUUUUCAACGACAAUGGCAAAAAGGAAUUCAGCUUGCCCCAUAUGGUUCAACAAACGGAAACAGAAGAUGAUUUGACAACAACAUCCAGCAAAGCUGUAUCUCCAAUGCCUGGAAUAAUAGAUAAAAUUUUCGUUGGGGUAGGCGACACUAUCAGAAAAGGAGAUAAUCUUUUUGUAUUGAUUGCAAUGAAAAUGGAACACAUUGUGAAAGCUCCAAGGGACGCUAAAGUGGCUGGAGUUCAUUUCAAACCUGGCGAUAACAUUGCGAAAGAUGCUGUAGUUGUGGCUUUCGAAGAAGAGGUUUGAUAGAUUUUUUGAAUUGUACAUUUUUUGAUAAAAUAAAUAAUAUAAAACCAA